CUAUAAAACGCGAGGAACGGCGACGAGUAAGUCAUCAGUCCAACUGUGCAUUUCAAUCCAAGCGAACUUCCCCAGAAAAAUCAUGUCGAGCUACUCAUUCGCGCUCCUCUCCUGUGUGGUGGCGGCUGUGAUGCUGAUGGAUAACGGCGCCUUGGCGCAGAACAACUAUUAUUACCGCAACAGCAUGCCCGUCAACCGCUACAGACCGAUGCAGAGCAAUUCCAUCCAUGCCAGUACGCAGUACAAGCCCAUCAGCAACCCCUGGACAGCCAACAACAACAACCAGAUCAAUUCCCACGUCCCCAGGAGCAACAACAUCAACAACAACUGGGGCUGGCAAGCAGCAGCAGUGAAGCCACAACAGCAGCGAUGGAAGCUGGAUUUCGACGACUCCAUCGAAGAUGAUUCCAUCGAGUCCAGUUUCUACCGACGCCCGUCUGCCGUUCCACGUAACCAGAGACAAUCCAUCAUCAACAGCAACCCGCAUACCGUCACCAACAACAACAACAACAACCGCGCUUGGAGCCGGCCAUCACCGGUUACAGCCCGGCCAGUCCAGCAGCAUCAACAAAUCAGAUGGAGCAAUCGAUUCGACGAUUCGGUCGAAGAUCAUUCGGUCGAAUCACGUGAAUUUAGACGCUGGUAAUAAUUAGCGGUGCUGGAUUAAUAAUUAUCAUAUCCUGGCCAAUGUAUCAAAAUAGGCGGGGUCGGAUAGAUAUUAUUCACCCUAUUAAUUUUUUGAUUAGAAAGCCCCAAUCAAACUCGAACCAAAAAAGAAAAAGAAAAAGAUGUUUUUAAACUGCGCUCAGCAGUGUGGAGAAAAACGCAGAGUCUUGUAUUAUUCGUUGGCGGCCAUUUGUUUUUCACGAAGAAGAAAUGACCUGGCGAAUAUGCACAGACGAAGCGCAAUUGCCUUUCUCUUUUUUGUUUUCUAACUUGUUGGUGCGGAUAGAGAAGAUUUUUUUGGUUUUUAAAAAAGGUGCUCUGUCUUUGAACUAUUAUAUACCUGACGACCCAGUAGCGCGUUUGGUUGCGUGGGCAGAGCCUAAAUUCAGAUCUGCGCAUUGAUAGACGUGCGGAGGACGAAACAAUUUCGCCAGUUUUUAAUAAUUAUGGAAGAAGUAAAGAAAAAAAAACGUUUAAUUGAAGUGAAAGUCCCCCCCUCCCCCGCCACCGAUUAAUUCACUGCUGUGUAACUCGUAUGUUGUUGUUUAAUUGCCCUGUCGGUCGUAUUUUAAAUAUAAUACACAAUUUUGAUAAUAA
Molecule: messenger RNA, 1263 nt
Organism: Daphnia pulicaria
Lineage: Eukaryota; Metazoa; Arthropoda; Branchiopoda; Diplostraca; Daphniidae
Product: probable basic-leucine zipper transcription factor J
Exons: 2
Coding region: 83-646 (187 amino acids)
Source: RefSeq, a predicted model, not a curated record